UGGAGCAGUCGAACAAAGAGAAUUGACUGAAGUAGAGGCUUAGUUCUGGGGGUUUGACUUAACACUUUUUCGACUAACCCUUAACCAAAUCCAAUUAACCAUUAACCAAGUCAAUCCUCAUUGCAGUCGAAUGUCAACAACGUGCUCCAAAGGUCACACAAGAAACUCUUCACUUUUUAAAUAAAAUAGUCUAAGGUUUGAGUGAGGGAGAAUGACACCUUCUGAGUCCAGUGGUUGUGGACAGCUGGAGAGUGCUGGAAACUCUGGAACAGAAAUGUUGCCUCCAGAGAAAUUCGAGGUAGAUAGGUGCGUGGGGUGGAUUCAAGCACGUGGGGCUGACAAGGUGUGUUUACAAUUUCCGGACUCAUCUCUCAGAGACUCUGCGAAGAUAGCCCUCCGGUUCGAGGAGCUCCUAGGUAAAAAAGUUUAUAUCCUUGGGGACACGACUUGCGGAAGUUGCUGUGUAGACGAGGUUGCUGCAAAUCAUAUAAAUGCUGACGCAAUAGUGCACUUCGGUCACGCCUGUCUCAAUCCAACGUCCCGAAUCCCUGUCUUCCACAUUCUCCCCAAGAGAGAUAUCGACGUCGUCGCCGUGGUCAGUCAAUUCGAGAGUUCUUUUCCAGACGCUGACGAGAAGAUUCUCGUUUUUUAUGAUGUCUCACACGCCCACCAGGUACAUGAAAUCUGGGAGUUGUUGAGUAAAAAAUAUAAUAAACUCGUCCUGACGACCCUCAACUGCACCUCGAAUUUGGAUUUCGUGGACACAAAAAUCUCUUCGAGUCCCAUUGUGUCUGGUCGCAGUUGGAGUGUUGAAAAUGGCUAUAAAACAGAAGAAUACACAGCUGUGUUCAUCGGUGAGAACGACAGGACACUGGCAUCUCUGGCCAUGAGCAUUCCCGCGAAGAGCUGGUACCACACAUCAGGUCUUGCCCUAGCAAAAUUCGAUGCCAUCUCGAGUCCUUGGCUUAAACGUCGAAGAUACUUGGUAGAAACAUUGAAAGACGCCAAGACAGUGGGAAUAGUUGUUGCGACAUUGGGAAUAAAAAAUUACCUCGAGGCUCUCUCUUCUAUAAAACAAAUACUGAAAAAGAAAAAGAAGAAAUCGUACAUUUUCAGCAUCGGAAAAAUCAAUCCAGCGAAAUUGGCGAAUUUUCCUGAGGUCGAUGCCUUCGUUGUUAUAGCAUGUCCAGAGAGCGAUAUAUUCGAUUCAAAAGAUUAUUUCAAGCCUCUGCUAACUCCUUUCGAGGUAGAACUGGCCUUCAACAGCUCCAGGGAAUUUUCUACCCACUACUGCCUCGAUUUUCGCCAGAUUCUCCCCGAUGGGUCGAACUACGUAGAGUUCAUAGCUUCGGCAGGUCCAGAUCUCUCUCUGAUCUCCAAUGGCAUAAGAACUGAAGAGCCUGAAAUUUCCACCGAAACAAUGAGUGCAUUAGCUUGUAAAGACAAUGGGACUGUGGCUAUUGGCAAAGCUGGGGCUAAUUUCCUGGUGAAGAGAUCCUGGCAGGGACUCGAGCAGAGAAUAGGAGAGGACGAGGUUAAGAUUGCAGAGAAGGGACGACGUGGGCUUCCCGUUAAUUAUGAAAAUGAACCACUCCACAAAGCUUGAUAAACUUGAUUCAAAUUAAUUGAAGAUUAAUUUAUUUGUACAAUUAUAAUAAUAAAACAUUUUUCUAUUUGUUAGUGACA
Fopius arisanus is the source of this 1686-nucleotide messenger RNA. RefSeq names its product Diphthamide biosynthesis 2 (gene Dph2). The coding region runs from base 212 to 1606 and encodes 464 amino acids. The transcript is spliced from 2 exons. Gene Ontology annotation, biological process: protein histidyl modification to diphthamide. The record is from RefSeq and is a predicted model, not a curated record. Lineage: Eukaryota; Metazoa; Arthropoda; Insecta; Hymenoptera; Braconidae. Gene Ontology annotation, molecular function: 2-(3-amino-3-carboxypropyl)histidine synthase activity.